AUGGAUGAAGAAUUGAUGCUUUUCGAAAAUUUGGUCGAAAAUAUAGAGCGAAUCAUAGGCAAUCUAGAUGUAUUCGUUGGAGUCCAAAGAUUUGCGAAUGAGCCGGAAAGUUUGUAUGAGAUGGCAAAGAUUACGAGAAAAACACUAAAAAAUACGGAACAAACUUUGGAAAUCGCGAUAAAAAGGGAGAAAAUCGUCGAAAAUCGCUAUAAAAAUAAAGAGAAUUUCGAAACGAAGCUUGCGGAAGCGAGAGCUAGAACCGCCUGUGCCCAGAAAUUAGUCACAUUGACGAACGAAUUUAUGGGAACUUUACAGGACAUUGCAGACGUUCUUGAGAUUGAUAUUGAGGACACAUGGCGCCGAAGCGUCCUCCGCCAGUUCCAUCAAACCAUUGAUUGGUUCAACGCACCGCCCGAUUUCGAGCCAGUUCCAGAGAAUUCCAUUUGGUUUUUCAACAUCUUAUUGGCUACUCUCGUAUUCUAUAUGUACUUUACCAUUUGA
Caenorhabditis remanei is the source of this 501-nucleotide messenger RNA. RefSeq lists its product as uncharacterized. The coding region runs from base 1 to 501 and encodes 166 amino acids. The record is from RefSeq and is a predicted model, not a curated record. Lineage: Eukaryota; Metazoa; Nematoda; Chromadorea; Rhabditida; Rhabditidae. The transcript has 2 exons.